Acanthochromis polyacanthus (spiny chromis) is the source of this 3230-nucleotide messenger RNA. RefSeq lists its product as uncharacterized. Gene Ontology annotation, cellular component: cell surface; plasma membrane. The record is from RefSeq and is a predicted model, not a curated record. Gene Ontology annotation, molecular function: transmembrane signaling receptor activity. The transcript has 7 exons. Lineage: Eukaryota; Metazoa; Chordata; Actinopteri; Pomacentridae. The coding region runs from base 174 to 935 and encodes 253 amino acids.
GUGUAUAGACGGACAGCUGAACUUUGACUCUGCGCUAGAAUAAAGAGGUUAAAGAAGAGGGGAGGAGUGUAGAGCUGAGUUUGUAGGAGGGACCAUCAUUAAGAGAAGUGAGCAGUUCCUGGUUUGUCAGAGAAGAAAGAAGAGAAGCAGCAUUAAAGCAUCAGAGCCUCAACAUGAAAGUCUUCCACACUUUUUUCUGUUUCCUCUUCAUCGCACUGCAGGAUGGAAACAUUGUAUUUGUCAAUGCAGACGGUGGGAUCCACACAGUAAUGGAAGGAGAAGACGUCACAGUUGAAUGCACAUUUCCUUUCCGUGAACGCAGAAAGUACCUCUGCAAGAAAAACUGUGAAGAAGGAAACAUUCUCAUGACAACAAGAGAGGAUACGGCUGAGAAUGGCAGAUACAGCAUUAGAUAUGAACACAACAGUGUUGAAUCAGAUUCUGUUAUGUAUGUGAGCAUCAAACAGCUGAAGAAGUCUGACUCUGGUUGGUACAGAUGUGCUUUGGGAAGAUAUUGGUACCUAGAGCCAUACUGUGAUUUUCAGGUUGUUGUCACAGAAGCUUCAGCCACUUCACAACCAAAGUCCACUCUUCCAACUUUUCCACCGUCAACGUUUCUCCCAUCAUCCUCCACUGAAUCCUCCGAACAGCUCGACUCAUCUCCGCCACGUUCAGAUCAGCAGCUUUACAUGGGUCUGAUUCUGGUGUUCAAGAUCUUCAUUUUAUCGAUGCCUUUGAUGAUUUUCUGCAAGAAGAGAAGAUCCACCAAACCUAAAGUUCCUCCUGUGGAGACGAUCUACAUCAACGUCUCAGAGUCCAGCAGAGUGAUUGAGGAGAUCAGAGAGGACAGACAGAUCAGUUCUCCUCCUGUGGAAACAUCUUCACUCUACUGCAACGCCAAAUACAUCAAACCAAACAGAGCUGAAGACACCUGAGCUUAACCAUCUGUAAUCUGAACAAAGCUAAAGACGACUCCAGUGAACUUGAUGACACUGAGGUGGUUUUUACCAACGUUGCUGCCUCCUCUCUCAACAGCGCCCCCUGUGGUGAUGUAGAUCAGGGGUUCUUAACCUUUUUAACCUCUGGGCCCAAUUUUCCCAGAGUAAAGUGGCCCGGGGCCCAUCCAAAUACAAGCACUUUCAUUGUAAUUCAUCUGAGUCUUGGUUCAAAUUUGUAAUAAAUAACUAAAUUAAGUUCUUUUAUAGUUAUUGCAAUUAUAACAAAUCAAAUUGCUAAAACAUCAAAUGACUCCAAGCCAAACUUUUAGAUUUCGACUGACCAAAAAACUGAAGAGAAAUUCUGAUAAAUAAAAUUCUGUUGUACCAAAAUAAAUAAAUAAAUUAUAAUAAAACUUUCAAAUUAAAUAACCAAACUGCAAAUCAAAAAUAAAGUGCAAAUUAAAAUAUUGUAACCUGCUGAUGAAUUUGACAAUUUAGCAGUCUUCAUUUUUGCACGGCAGAACUAGAAGUUGCUCUUCAAAUCUGUGACAAAUGAUCAGUAACAACAGUCACAACAGUCCAGUUUAACAUGCUACAACUCCCAUUUCAUCUUCACCUCUCAAUGAGACACUUGGGCCUGCCUCUGAGACACGAUCAGAUCCAGUCUGGGUGGAAUAGGGGAAAGACUCACUCUCAGGGUCGCCUCCAGUGAUGUUCUUAGUCUGUUUCGAGCUUUGGUCUUAGUUGUGGCCACAAUGGAGAACCCUGAUUCACACAGGUAUGUAGUUGUGAAUGGGAGAAGGAGUUUCAAAGCCCUCAGUGCCAGAAUGGGGUACUCCUUUGAAACAACAAUCCAGAAGGAGCCGAGGGCCAGUUUGUCCCACUGCCCCUUCAAAGUGCUAUCAGUGGAAACUUCCAGAAGCUGUGAUUCCAGAUGUGAGGGUAAGGCAACAUCAUUUAAAGUGGCAUCCACUGAAAAUGGGUCCACAACCCACAUGUGUCCCUCUCUGGGAUCUUCUGGAAAGUAUUCAUCAAAUUUCUCUGCCAGUUGUGUGAGGUGCUGAAGAAUUGACUGACUGAUGUUCACCUGAGGAGAGUUUUCCAAAAUGUCAGACAAAAGUGGAAACAUGUCCAUUCUCUCUUCCUGGGCCCAUUUAGUCCACAAAGCAAGUUUCCUCCUGAAAGCUUGAACUUUUAGUUGGGUCAUCUACGAUGGUUCAGUGACCGUUGAGCUUAAAGAUUCGUUUCUCGGUGGAUUUGUCAUCUGUGAAGAAUAAAUAAAAAAUUUGGCCCCCAUGCCCCUCGCGAAAAUGUGGGCAUAACUCGUGAGCACUGCAAAUCCAAAAUGGCCGCCGUGAGCUAUUUUGAAAAAUAUCUGAAAAUAUCUUUUCAGUGGUUUGGCCUACAGAACCUGCCACAAUAUAUGGUUUCUGACAAUUUUUGGGUCCAGGAAUUCAUAUUUAAUAUUGAUUUAAGGAUUGAACCUGUUUUUGACCUUCAAAUCCAAAAUGGCUGCCGUAAAAUCCAAAAUGGCCCCCUCGAGCUAUUUUGGAAAAUAUCUUUUCAGUGGUUUGGCCUACAGAACCCCACAGUAUAUGGUUUCUGACAUUGGGUCAAGGAUCUCAUAUUUGAUGUUGAUUUAAUGAUUGGACCUGUUUUUAACCUUCAAAUCAAAAUGGCUGCCGUAAAAAUCCAAAAUGGUCACCGCGAGUUAUUUUGGAAAGUAAUUUUUCAGUGGCUUGGCUUACAGAACCCAAUAAUAUAUGGUUUCUGACAUUUUUUUGGUCCAGGAUCUCAUAUAUGGUGUUGAUUUGAUGAUUGGACCAGUUUUUGACCCUCAAAUAAAAAAUGGUCGAGAGAAAACCCAAAAUGGCCGCCAUUGGCUUUAUAGAAAGUGUCUUUCUUCUGGUUUGAGCCAUAUGGCUCCAUCGUAUAUGGUUUCUGGGACUUUGUUUGGUAAUUGAAUUAAUAUUUUAUGUUUACUUUAUGAAUAAUUCAUUUUAAAUUAUCUAAGUCCAAAAUGGCUGCCAUCAAUUCAAAAUGGCUGCCAUCAAUCAUGUUAACAUUUAUAUUAGAUCUAUUUCAAUGGCUUUAGCCUAUUGUACCACACAUAGUUUCAGGGAAGAAUCCAUAGGCCUAUCUGAUGUCAUUUUGAUGACUUGAGCUAUUUUUCACCUUCAAAUUUUACGUGUCUGCCAUCAGCAAUAAGUGAUCUAAGUUACGAUUGUAGGCUAUUAUAUUAUCUGUGAUUUUGCCUACAAUGUUGUAAGGUACAUACUAGUGUUGUUUGUG